This is a messenger RNA of Sabethes cyaneus, 705 nucleotides long. RefSeq names its product diacylglycerol O-acyltransferase 2-like. The record is from RefSeq and is a predicted model, not a curated record. The annotation marks the transcript as partial. The transcript is spliced from 2 exons. Gene Ontology annotation, cellular component: endoplasmic reticulum membrane. Gene Ontology annotation, biological process: triglyceride biosynthetic process. Lineage: Eukaryota; Metazoa; Arthropoda; Insecta; Diptera; Culicidae. Gene Ontology annotation, molecular function: diacylglycerol O-acyltransferase activity.
UUUAGCACUGGAUGUUUUCUCAAUUUCGCCACCGACACGACUGGUUUCCCCAACCAAUUUCCGGGUAUCCGUUCCCGCGUGGUUACUCUCGACUUUCACCUGCUGGUUCCGUUCUUCCGGGAGCUCAUCUUUAGCUGGGGUGCCGCGUCAUGCUCGGAACAGAGCAUCAUCAAUCUGGUUCAGGCUCCAAAUGACCCGUCGGAUGCUCGAAACUCGGACGGAUACACCUCGAAUGCAGCGGUUAUUAUUGUUGGUGGUGCUGCGGAAUCUUUACACUGCCGACCCAAUAACUAUCGGCUGGUGCUGAAAAAGCGCCGCGGUUUCUGUCGGAUUGCACUGAAAACCGGAACACCGAUCGUUCCAGUCAUCAAUUUCGGAGAGCUAGAUCUUUAUGACCAGGCCAGUAAUCCGCCAGGAUCACUGGUUCGACGUUUUCAGGAGAAAUUUAAGGCAACCACCGGAAUCGCUCCGGUGGCAUUCGUUGGACGUGGCUUUUUCCAGUAUAGCUUUGGUAUGAUUCCACGGCGAAAGCCUAUCAACACUGUUAUUGGAGCACCGGUUGAAGUAACUAAAAUCGACAAUCCAUCCAAAGAAGAUAUUGAAGCUUUGCAUGAAAGAUUCUGCGUUGCCCUCGAACAUCUUUUUGAAAGCCACAAAAGUAACUACAUCGAGAAGUACGAAGACGUAAAGUUGAUCAUAGAAUAG